AUGAGUUGUACUGUUUGGUGGGAAGGAGCUGAGAAGACAAGAGUUUUCAUUGCCUCAGAUUCAGGUUGUGGGGGAAACAAACCCGGAGAACUAUUAACACUUCGGCAUCCAAAAUCAGGUAAUGGCAUUAUCUUUGCUUAUAUGGCAAAGAAUGAAACAUGCUACCUUUUUAGUAAUGGGAUGCUUCAAGAAAUUCAAUGGUUUAUACAAUCAUAUGGUUCUUGGUUUCUGGGAGAUUACAUUUCUCAAGAUGGAAGCAUAUAUAUGGCUACUCCGGUUGAUCAUGUCUUCAUCUUGUUGCCUAUUUUCGACGAAGCAAGAAUGAAGAUCACUCACUCUUUCAGGCAGCUGGAUGAGAUUUUAUUUGUGGAAGGAUGUCCUGAAUAUCAGCAUUUGUUGUCACUUGCAGAGAAGUGUAUGGAGAUCGUUUGUCAAACUCAAGAGGUUGGAUCUAUGAAGUUCUAUCGGCUUGAUAACGCGAGAGUUUUAGCUUGGUUAAGUUGUAAGGUGCGCUGUUUAAAGAAGACUCUUCCAGAACUGGACAAGAACUAUGCAGCUAAAGGCGAGAAGCAAACACUGGUGGAUGCAAUUUCAAUUGUGGGAGAGUACCUGAAGACAGAGCCUUGGUUGAAGCUUCUCUAUGAUCAUCUUGGACUCGAGUUUGUUGACCCGACGAUGAAAGUAACCAAUACGGAGAAUCUUCCAAACGCAAAUGAGAAUAAGAUGGAAUACUCAAAUUCAUUACAGGGGUGUAGAUGCUCCACUGCAAAACCUAUAGACAAGUUUCAUAUCAUUUGUGAGAAAACAAACAAGAAGAUAGGAAAGCCUGGGAAGCAGAUAAAGCCAGCAAAGGUAGAGACUGGAUCAAAGAACAUAAGAGAUAUGUUUUCGAGGGCUUGUAAGAAAAAAUGCUGA
Eruca vesicaria subsp. sativa (arugula) is the source of this 915-nucleotide messenger RNA. The record is from the annotation of a GenBank genome assembly. NCBI's taxonomy places the organism in Eukaryota, Viridiplantae, Streptophyta, Magnoliopsida, Brassicales, Brassicaceae.